Piliocolobus tephrosceles (Ugandan red Colobus) is the source of this 1000-nucleotide messenger RNA. RefSeq names its product tropomyosin alpha-3 chain-like. The record is from RefSeq and is a predicted model, not a curated record. Bases 646 to 933 code for a protein of 95 amino acids. Lineage: Eukaryota; Metazoa; Chordata; Mammalia; Primates; Cercopithecidae. The transcript is spliced from 2 exons.
CUCUCUGCCAAUUGGAGACUCCCAAAAUAGCAUAGCAAUUUGAUCUGGGGAUCUGGGAGAAUUGUCAAGGAUCAUGAGUGACCUCCCCUCUUCCCUGUUGCCCAAGCUCCUUGAAUACCAGAAAUUGAAAGCUAAAACUCAACUAAGGGAGUUUGACCAGCAUUCAACACGGUCUCGGGGAGAGUGAAAGGGGAAGCUGAAAGGCAAUCAGGACCCUCUUGAUGUAAACUGCCAACCUAGAAUUGCCAAAGUACCCUUCUCUAUUUUAAUGUUCUUCCCUGCCCUCUUCCUGCUCUUUUAAAACAUUCAUAGAGCUGCCCAGAAUGAGUGGAAAGUUUCAGGGUCAGGGAGAACCUCUUCCCUCCCCCACUUUCCAUUGUCUAAAAUCAGCCUCAGCUGUUCCUAGAUUUUUUUUGCUGGUGAUGUCAGUUCAUCAAAGCGUCUCACCCUGUGUUCCCCCAGGAGAACAAUGAUGGGGUGGGGGGAGCUGCAAAGACCAUAUUAGGAACAAAAGGUGGAGCUAUGAGCACAGAUAAAGACUCAAGUCUGGGGACCUCCUGGUCACUCAGGCAGCAGCCCCUUCUUUCUUGCCCCAGUCUCCAGUUCUCCAGUGUUCACAGGUGAGCCUACCAACAGCCACUGCUCAUGAUGGAGGCCAUCAAGAAAAAGAUGCAGAUGCUGAAGUUAGACAAGGAGAAUGCUCUGGAUCGGGCAGAGCAAGCUGAAGCUGAGCAGAAGCAGGCAGAAGAAAGAAGUAAACAGCUGGAGGAUGAGCUGGCAGCCAUGCAGAAGAAACUGAAAGGGACAGAGGAUGAGCUGGACAAGUAUUCAGAAGCUUUGAAGGAUGCCCAGGAGAAGCUGGAACUGGCAGAGAAGAAGGCUGCUGAUGUGAGUAUUACAGAGAUGGAGGAUGGGUUUAAUCUACACAUAUAGAUCUUUAUGUUAAUGUAUGACAAAAUUCCAAACACACUUGUGGGUUCAUGGAACACAGACAUAUAUA